This is a messenger RNA of Danio aesculapii, 4015 nucleotides long. It is a transcript of the gene rap1gapb, whose product is annotated as RAP1 GTPase activating protein b. Lineage: Eukaryota; Metazoa; Chordata; Actinopteri; Cypriniformes; Danionidae. Gene Ontology annotation, cellular component: cytoplasm. The coding region runs from base 51 to 2177 and encodes 708 amino acids. Gene Ontology annotation, biological process: activation of GTPase activity; regulation of small GTPase mediated signal transduction. The transcript is spliced from 24 exons. The record is from RefSeq and is a predicted model, not a curated record. Gene Ontology annotation, molecular function: GTPase activator activity.
AAAGCAGACGCAGACGGAGCAGAAGGAGGUUAACAAGAGAAAAAACAAGCAUGUCUCACAGGAAGAGGAGCUUCACUUUUGGAGCAUAUGGGGGAGUGGACAAAACUUUCUCCAGGUCAAGGCAUGUUUGGAAGCAAGAUGGCAGAAUCCCACGAAUAUCUGACCCGUUAGAACGUCCUGGUCGGGUCAAGUCCUUACCGCCAUUACCUGCUCAGACUCUUCUAAAGAGCAGUAGAAUGGAUGAGCAGCGGUGCUCUCUUCCACCUCCUCUCAAAACAGAGGAAGACUACAUUCCAUAUCCCAGCGUCCAUGAGGUAUUGGGGCGCACAGGCACUUUACCUCUGAUUCUGCUGCCUCAGUUUGGGGGUUACUGGAUUGAAGGAACCAAUCAUGAUUUAGGCUCCUCCUCCACACCUGAGGAACCGCCCCCUUGUCCCGCAUCACAGGUUAAACUGGAGACCAACAGCAUAGCCAAGAUCUACAGGAAAGACUUUCUGGGGAAGGAGCACUUUAAUUAUUACUCAGUGGACAGUGCUCUGGGACACCUGAUCUUUUCCAUGAAGUAUGAUGUGAUUGGAGACCAGGAGCACCUUCGACUGCUGCUCAGGUCAAGGUUUAAAACCUACCACGAUGUGAUACCAAUUUCUUGUCUGACCGAGUUCCCUAAUGUCAUCCAGAUGGCAAAGCUUGUCUGUGAAGAGGUGAAUGUGGACAGAUUUUAUCCUGUCUUAUAUCCAAAGGCAUCGAGACUCAUCGUGACCUUCGAUGAGCACGUCAUCAGCAACAACUUCAAGUUUGGAGUCAUUUACCAGAAGUUUGCCCAGACAUCAGAAGAGGAGCUGUUCGGAAACAAUGAGGAAAGUCCAGCUUUUGUUGAGUUUCUGGAGUUCCUGGGAGAGAAGAUUGAUCUUCAUGAUUUUAAAGGUUUUCGUGGUGGCCUGGAUGUGACACAUGGCCAGACAGGAACAGAGUCGGUGUAUGUUAACUUCCACAAUAAAGAGAUCAUGUUCCACGUGUCCACCAAACUGCCCUACACUGAAGGAGAUUCACAGCAGCUCCAGAGGAAGAGGCAUAUAGGAAAUGACAUUGUGGCCAUUGUGUUCCAAGAAGAAAAUACGCCAUUUGUACCUGAUAUGAUUGCAUCCAACUUCCUUCAUGCUUAUGUGGUGGUGCAGGUGGAAAACGCCUGCACUGAUAACGUCCUCUAUAAGGUGUCUGUAACAGCAAGAGACGAUGUGCCUUUUUUUGGUCCUGCUCUGCCAGAUCCGGCUGUCUUUAAAAAGAGUUCAGAGUUUCACGAGUUCCUCUUGACCAAACUGAUCAAUGCUGAAUAUUCCUGCUAUAAAGCAGAGAAGUUUGCCAAGCUAGAGGAAAGGACGCGUUCGGCUCUGCUGGAGACUUUAUAUGAGGAGCUGCACAUGAACAGCCAGUCCAUGAUGGGUUUAGGAGGAGAUGACGACAAGCUGGAAAAUGGAGGAGGAGGAGGAGGAGGAUUCUUCGAGUCGUUCAAGCGAGUAAUCCGCAACAGAAGUCAGUCUAUGGAUGCUAUGGGCCUCAGUAACAAGAAACCGCACACAGUCUCCACAAGCCACAGUGGAAGCUUUACCCACAAUCCUCCAGAAACCCCCAAAACACCUGGCAUUUCCUUGAUUAUUCCUGGAAAAAGUCCAACACGUAAGAAAUCCGGUCCAUUUAGUUCCAGGAGGAGCAGCGCCAUUGGGAUUGAGAACAUACAAGAGGUUCAGGAGAGAAGUAGUCGAGAGGUGUCCCCGAGUCCACAGAGGUCAUCUGAUGGUGGACACUUCACUCAGGACUUCCGGCUAGACAGCUCAUCCAAUCAGAGCUCACCUGAGAUGGCAACCACCAAGAUCGGUUCGGCCCUGUGCUGUCGAGCUCCAUCUAUCCCCGAGUCUCAGGAUUUGUCUCGCUCUUCGUCCAACGACAGCAGCUUCACCAGUGUGGUGGAGGAUCAUGAAGCGACAGAGGACUACGACACAGGACUGGAGAGUCUGUCUUCAGCCGGUACGCCUCACAAACGAGAUUCAUUUCCAUACAGCUCUGUUUGGUUGGAGGACGCUUCUGCUGGCUCCAGUCAGAGCAGUUCACAUGCAGGUCCCUUUCGACAGCAGUCUGAACCUCUACGUCCAAAAACAGAGAGACAACACUCGAACUGCUAGCUGACCUGUAGGCCGUAAAAGACUUCAUGGAUGUCCAUCAGCAGCAUUUUCAUAAGCAGCCUCUGCAGCGGACACUGCUCGUGCUCACAGGAGAAACGGAUGUGAAGGAGAUGGAGGUGCUAGUUUCAGUCCUGCGGAGAACAGAAUAUGAGCUGGACAACAACCACUUAAUCUUCUCCGUCAUCAGGAGAAACAGCAAACCUACCUGGCCAGAGCUGAGGAACAAGAGCUGGCAGCUGGGAAAUAACCACGCAUGAUCUUGUGGCCGUUUCUGAGCCAUGUUUCACUCUCUCUUUCGUUCUCAUAACGGUGGCCCUCGUUGUGUGGGUUUUUCUUUGUCAUAUUUAUUUAUUUAUUGAGGCUCACUGGUGAAAUGGGGCUUUCAGAAUGACAACCGAGGUUCAACCUUAAACAAUCAUGCUUAAAAUACGCCGUAAUGCACAUCUGUGUGUGAUUCUGAUUCGUUUUGUGUCAGUAAUGGUGUUGAAUAUCGGUAAAUGUUAAAUGUUGCUGUAGUUCUGAUGUUACAAAUCCAGGCCUUCUUCAGAUCACGUCUCGUAAACUAAACAUAGGCAUUUUUAUAAUUUAUCGAUCCGGUGUGAGAUGCUGUAUACUUUUGAAAUAUUAUUUAUUACGUUUAUGCCGAUCGACAUAUUCUGUAUGGCCACGGCUGCUCGUGGUUAAACUGACAUGUGUGUGUACACUAAUGUAGUCGCUUCAUGUUUGUAGUGUCAUGUUUUAAAGCUAGAUUUUAAGGAUCAGAGUCUCUCAAGUCCUGAAGCCUGUUUUGCUUAUGUGGCGAAUGAGCAAAAUGAAUGUAAACCUGGACUAAAAACACUAGGUCAGAACAUACUGCACAGAACAAAUGUUGGAUGUUUUAUUUCCUUUUCAAACACAAAUUGCACGUUUUAUUCGUUUUAUGUUUUGUUUUGUUUUUUAAUGUAAUGUUUCUAUUUCAGAUUGUAUAAUCCAUAUGUUCGUUUGUUUGUUUUUACUUAAAGGGAUAGUUCAUCUAAAAAUGGAAAUGUGCUUAGUUGAUCGGCCACCAGCAUUUUGAAAGGCAAAACAAAAUACAUGGAACCAUAUGCAGAACAGUCUGCGCUAGGGCUGCAUCAUUCUGGCUAAAAUGAGAAUCACUAUUUUGCUUAAAAUCAAGAUCACGAUUUUUAGAGGGGUUUUGGCCAUUUCCAAGCUGGUUUCCAGCCAUUUCCAGCCUGGUCUUAGCUGGUCAGGCUGGAAAAUGACCAGCUAAAACCAGCUUGUCCAGCCUAGGCAGGCAACCAACUAUGUCCAGUUUAAACUAGGCUGGUCAAGCUGGUUUUAGAUGGAUUUAGCUGGUCAUUGACCAGCUAAGACCAGCCUGGAAAUGGCCAAAACCCCUCUAAAACCAGGCUGGUCAACCAGCUAAAACCAGCCAACCAGCCUAGGCUGGUUUAAGCUGGAUUUUUCAGCAGGGUAACGAUUCUGUAGAUGUAAUAAAGGUUAAUAUGAGUAGGCUGUUAUUAUUGUUAUUCUCAAACAUAUGGUAAAACAACAACAAUAAUAUAGGCCAGUGUGUAGGUCUACUGUUGGUUAAAAUGCUCAAUUUUAUAUAGACUUUGAAUGGUGGACUUGAACAGACUUUAAAUACUGUACGUACUAUUCACAGUAAAGUGACGACAUUAGAAUAUUCAUAAUUCUAAUGUUGAAUUAUUAUGUUUGAGACGUAUGCUUGUCAUUUGUCAUUGACAACAUUAUUAGCCCAUUUUAUUCCACUGAUAAAAUGAAACAUUGGUCAUUAUCAGAUUCCCUCAUGUAUUAUAUUCAACAUUAUAUAGGCUAGAGUAGUUAUACUGACC